Molecule: messenger RNA, 1643 nt
Organism: Cryptotermes secundus
Lineage: Eukaryota; Metazoa; Arthropoda; Insecta; Blattodea; Kalotermitidae
Gene: S6k
Product: ribosomal protein S6 kinase beta-1
Exons: 12
Coding region: 145-1551 (468 amino acids)
Biological process (GO): signal transduction; protein phosphorylation
Molecular function (GO): ATP binding; protein serine/threonine kinase activity
Source: RefSeq, a predicted model, not a curated record
AGAAGGCACUCGUUUUGCACACAUGAAGCAGGUGGAGCAAUGUUAUCGUAGAGCAAUAUUGGUGGAAGGAAGUUAGUGCUUUUGUCGAUUUGUGGAGAAUUAUAAACAUAUUCCACUGUCAAUGUAAUAUAUUGUAUUAGAAUUAUGGCAGGGGUGUUUGAUAUAGAAAUACCUGAUGGGGAACUUGGACAAGAUGUUUCAGAUGAUGAUGCCAUUGAAAUUGAGGAGGGUGAUUAUGAUCAGGACCCCAAUGUGAAUGCUAUUAUUGAGUCAGAAGACUUAGAAACAGUUCAGCUGUCAGAACAGAAUGUGAAUACUGGCAAGGAGAAGACAGGACCUCAAGAUUUUGAACUGCGCAAAGUUUUGGGAAAGGGCGGGUAUGGAAAAGUGUUUCAGGUGCGGAAAGUCACUGGGCAAGACACUGGAACCAUAUUUGCUAUGAAAGUUCUACGUAAAGCGUCAAUUGUACGCAACCAGAAGGACACUGCCCACACCAAAGCAGAGAGGAAUAUUCUUGAAGCUGUAAAGCACCCUUUCAUCGUAGACCUGAUCUACGCAUUCCAGACAGGUGGAAAACUCUACUUAAUUCUGGAAUAUCUGAGUGGUGGUGAGCUUUUUAUGCACCUGGAACGGGAAGGGAUAUUUUUAGAAGACACAGCUUGCUUCUACCUAUCAGAAAUAAUACUAGCACUUGAACAUUUACAUAUACAAGGAAUUAUUUAUAGGGAUUUGAAGCCAGAAAACAUACUGUUGGAUGCACAAGGGCAUGUUAAACUAACGGACUUUGGCUUGUGUAAAGAACAUAUCCAGGAAGGCAUUGUGACGCACACAUUUUGUGGUACCAUUGAAUACAUGGCCCCAGAAAUCCUUACUCGUAGUGGCCAUGGAAAAGCAGUCGAUUGGUGGUCACUAGGUGCCCUUAUGUAUGACAUGCUAACGGGUGCGCCACCAUUUACUGCAGACAAUAGAAAGAAGACAAUAGAGAAGAUACUGAAAGGAAGGUUGAACUUACCGCCAUAUCUCACACCAGACGCCCGGGAUCUCAUACGAAAGUUGCUAAAAAGACAGGUGAUCCAGAGGCUAGGCUCAGGUCCUAGUGAUGGAGAAGCUAUCAAAGUUCAUCCCUUCUUCAAGCUCAUAAAUUGGGCUGACGUCUUAGGUAGAAAGUUAGAACCACCAUUCAAGCCUGCAUUGGCAGGAGAGGAUGAUGUUUCACAGUUUGAUACCAAAUUCACAAAGCAAACUCCAAUAGACUCUCCAGAUGAAUCAACUCUCAGUGAAAGUGCAAAUCUUGUGUUCCAGGGCUUCACGUAUGUGGCUCCGUCAGUGUUAGAGGAGAUGUACAAACCUCCACGUAUAGUGAAAGCUCGCUCCCCACGAAAAUCGGCUUACCCCACACCUGCAACGGCUCUGCGUAAUCCGUUUAGUCCUCGGCAUCACCUCUCACCUGCUUCUGGCUUUACAUUUGGAAGCCACAACUUGGGGUCACCACUUGACAGUGCCAGCUGUCAAGAAGAAAUGAUGGAAAUUCAGGGCCUACCUCAUGUAUAGCGUAGGUUUGAGUGUAGACGCAACAAUUUGAAGAAGACAUUAUGUUUGAACAUGUGGUUUUGUUGUGCAGAGCUUCAGUCUUUUUUUUUUUU